CAUUUUGUACUCAUUUCAAACUCAGUGUGGGUUAACGCAGCCGCUGCGCGCCGUGGAUACGCUGACACUAUGGAUACCGAGCGUCUUUUCCCACUUUAAAACUUCGCGAUGAGGGAUAAAACUAAGACGCGCUGCUGGGAGAGGGAGAGUUAAUGCUUUUGCGAAGGACUUUCGGUGAAGUUGAAUGGGAUUCGGCAGGUUUACAAGCAUGGAGCGACCGAUGUGUUGGAUUUGGGUUUGUGUCCUGUUCACAGUGCCGCUUGCGGGAUGUUUGGAGAUGCACCUUUCGGAGACUUUACAACCCGGGAGCGUUCUGGCCAACCUGUCUCUCGGACCUGGGUGGACGUACAAACUUGACAGAACUUUAUCCCCCGGAUUCAUCCAGAGCUUUUUCCAAGUUGAUGAGCGCGGAGGGGUGAUCACUCUGUCCCGCAGAGUUGACUGCGCGCACGCACGGAGGAACCCGGCGCCUGUUUAUUUCAGAACAGGUUCCUCGUUGUCCGGGGACGUUAUUCUGACGCACUUUAAUGUGUUUGUCCACGGCCAGGACUGUUUCAUUAAGUACAAGAGAAAGAAAGCGUCGGGGGUGGCAGACAUUGACAUUAAACACCUCACAAAACUGGAUACAUCUUCCUGCUUACCUGCAGGUAAAUUGCUUUUGAAUGUAACAGAACUUUUGCCUCCCCUUACGCGGAACGUUGCCUUUUUGGACACGGAAUGUCUCGGGAAAGACCUUGCUGCAGUGUUCAGGCACGGGGAUUUAUUCCUGGCCAAACACUCAUGUCUCCAGCAGCACAGGGGACAGCCCGAGGUGAUUAUGCACUGCGCGUUGCACAGCUCUCCAGGCAGCCAGCCCUCUGUGCGGCUGAGUUUGACGCUGGUGAGAGCGUCUACACACCACGAGUCCACAUCAGAGACCCCCAUGAGAAACUCUGGCACGUUGAUGCGCAGAGGGAAACGACAGGCAAACGCAGCCCCUCAGUUCCAGCUCCCCAACUACCAGGUGUCCGUGCCGGAGAACGAGCCGUCAGGCACGCGGGUUAUCACCCUAAAAGCCACUGACCCAGAUGAAGGAGAGGGAGGCAGGCUGGAGUACAGCAUGGAAGCCUUGUUUGACAGGAGGUCUGAUGACUUUUUCAGCAUCGACUCUCAGACUGGAACCAUAUCAACUGUCCAGGCGCUAGACAGAGAAGUGAAAGACACCCAUCUUUUCAAAGUUACUGUAACUGACAAUGGCACUCCGAAGAAAUCUGCUGCUUCUUACCUCACUGUCACUGUGAGUGACACCAAUGACCACAGCCCGGUGUUUGAGAAAAACGAAUACCGUGUUAAAAUCCGGGAGAAUGUAGAAGUGGGCUAUGAGGUGAUGACAAUCCGGGCCACUGAUGGUGACGCCCCCUCCAAUGCCAACAUGAUCUAUAAAAUUGUGAACGACGAACGUGCUAAUUCUGUGUUUGAGAUCGACCCCAGGAACGGAUUGGUGCGGAUCAGAGAGCGGCCUGACAGGGAGACCCAGGCCCAGUACCAGCUCCUAGUUGAGGCCAACGAUCAGGGCAAAGACCCGGGCCCCCGCAGCGCCACCGCUACUGUUAAUAUCUCUGUGGAGGAUGAAAACGACAACGUCCCACAGUUCAGUAAAAAGAGGUAUGUCGUUAAGAUCCCGGAAAAUGUGGCAGUCAGUACAAAAGUCAUCCAGGUGGAAGCGACAGACAGAGAUGAGGGAAACAAUGCCAAAGUUCACUACAGCAUCAUCAGUGGCAAUGUUAAAGGACAGUUCUACAUUCACUCCCCCACUGGUGUGAUUGAUGUCAUCAAUCCACUGGACUAUGAAAUGUUCCGGGAGUAUAAUUUGAGAAUUAAGGCACAGGACGGUGGCAGACCUCCGCUCAUAAAUGGCACAGGGAUGGUGGUGGUGCAAGUGUUGGACAUCAACGACAAUGCACCCAUGUUUGUCAGCACGCCUUUCCAGGCCACCGUGUUGGAAAAUGUUGCCAUCGGUUACUCUGUGAUCCACAUUCAAGCCAUUGAUGGUGAUUCAGGAGAAAACGCCCGUCUGGAAUACCGACUUACUGGCACCACCCCUGGAUUUCCAUUUACCAUCAACAAUGGCACAGGCUGGGUUACAGUGAAUGAAGAACUGGACAGAGAAACCACCGACUUCUACACGUUUGGUGUGGAGGCAAGAGAUCAUGGAGUACCUGUGAUGUCCUCUUCCGCCAGCGUCAGCAUCACAGUGCUGGAUGUGAACGACAACGUGCCCACAUUCACAGAGAAGACCUACUCGCUUAAGAUCAAUGAAGAUGCUGUUGUGGGGACCAGCGUGCUGACAGUCACGGCUGUAGAUAGAGACAUCAACAGUGUGGUGACAUAUCAGAUCUCCAGUGGGAACACCAGGAACCGCUUUGCCAUCACUAGCCAGAGUGGCGGCGGCCUCAUCACCUUAGCCUUUCCCUUGGACUACAAGCAGGAACGCCAGUAUGUGCUGACAGUUACUGCCAGCGAUGGAACGCGCUACGACACCGCUCAGGUGUUCAUCAAUGUCACGGAUGCCAACACCCAUCGGCCCAUCAUCCAGAACGCAAACCACCGGGUAAUGCUGACUGAAGGAAAACCAGUGGGCUCCGUUGUAGUGGUGAUCACUGCGACAGAUGAGGACACGGGAGAAAAUGCUCGCAUCACGUACAUAAUGGAGGACAAUGUUCCCCAGUUUAAAAUUGACCCGGAUACUGGAGUCAUCACAACACAAAUGGAGAUCGACUAUGAAGACCAGGCCUCCUACACGUUAGCCAUCAUUGCCAGAGACAACGGAAUCCCUCAGAAGUCUGAUACCACUUAUGUGGACAUUGCCAUCGAGGAUGCAAAUGAUAAUGCUCCUCAGUUCUCCAGAGACAUGUACCAAGGGACUGUAUUUGAAGAUGCACCUGUCUACACGAGCGUACUUUAUAUUUCUGCUUCAGAUAGGGAUUUUGGCUCCAACGGCAGGGUAAGCUACACAUUUCAAGGUGGCGAUGAUGGCGAUGGAGACUUUUAUAUUGAGCCAUACUCUGGUAUCAUCAGAACUGCUCGAAAACUGGACCGGGAGAACGUUGCUGUUUAUAAUCUGAAAGCCUUCGCUGUGGAUAAAGGAGUUCCGCCUUUGAAAGCAGGUGUUUCUGUUCAGAUUGUAGUCCAGGACAUAAAUGACAAUGCUCCAGUGUUUAAGGAGGAUGAGCUUUAUAUCGAGGUGUUGGAGAACAGCCCGGUCGGGUCCGUCGUUGCCCAGAUCACUGCCACCGAUCCCGAUGAGGGCACCAAUGCUCAGAUCAUGUACCAGAUUGUGGAAGGGAAUAUACCAGAGGUUUUCCAGCUGGACAUCUUUAAUGGCGACCUCACUGCACUCACAGACCUGGAUUAUGAAGCCAAAACCGAGUAUGUCAUAGUGGUCCAGGCCACAUCAGCUCCACUAGUAAGCCGGGCCACCGUCCACAUCCGCCUGAAAGACGUGAAUGACAACGAACCGGUGUUGCAGGACUUUGAGAUUAUAUUUAAUAACUACGUCACCAACAAGUCCAACAGUUUUCCAUCUGGAAUAAUAGGAAAGGUACCAGCUCACGACCCGGAUGUUAUGGAUAAGCUACGGUACAAGUUUGAAUCUGGAAAUGAACUAAAUCUUCUGCUGCUGAAUGAAAACACCGGGGAUUUGAGGUUGAGCAGGGACCUGGAUAACGACAGAGCACUGGAAGCACCCAUGACCAUCUCUGUCUCAGAUGGCAUUCAUCGCGUCGUUGCCCUCUGCACUCUGCGCGUCACCAUCAUCACCGACGACAUGUUGACCAACAGCAUCACGGUGCGUCUGGAGAACAUGUCCCAGGAGCGCUUCCUUUCUCCCCUGCUCAGCCUCUUCCUUGAGGGUGUGGCGGCCGUGCUCUCCACCAAGCGUGAAGCCGUGUUUGUGUUCAACAUCCAAAAUGACACGGACGUCCAAGGCUCCAUCCUCAAUGUGACCUUCUCGGCGCUGCAGCCCGGUGGUACCGCCGGCAAGGGGACGUUCUUCCCCUCUGAGGACCUGCAGGAGCAGAUCUACCUCAACAGGACCCUGCUCAGGCUCAUAUCCUCUCAGGAGGUGUUGCCAUUUGACGAUAACAUCUGCUUGCGGGAGCCAUGUGAGAACUAUAUGAAGUGCGUGUCGGUGCUGAAGUUCGACAGCUCCCCUCCCUUCAUCGCCUCCGACACGGUUCUGUUCCGGCCCAUCCACCCCAUCAACGGGCUGCGCUGCCGCUGUCCGGUCGGCUUCACCGGGGACUACUGCGAGACUGAGAUCGACCUCUGCUAUUCAGGGCCGUGCAAGAACAAUGGCAGGUGCCGCAGCCGGGAAGGAGGAUACACCUGCGAGUGCCUGGAAGACUUCACCGGCGAGCACUGUGAGCUGAAUGCAUCAUCGGGCCGCUGUGUACCCGGUGUGUGUAAGAAUGGUGGCAAGUGUGUCAACCGGCUGGCGGGUGGUUUCAUGUGCCAGUGUCCGCCAGGGGAGUACGAGAAGCCCUACUGUGAGAUGACCACCCGCAGCUUCCCUGGACAGUCCUUCAUCACGUUCAGAGGUCUGCGGCAGAGGUUCCACUUCACUGUUUCCUUCAUGUUCGCCACGAGGGAAAGAAACGCUCUGCUGCUCUACAAUGGCAGGUUCAACGAGAAACAUGACUUCAUCGCCCUGGAGAUCAUCGAUGAACAGAUUCAGCUCACCUUCUCUGGAGGCGAGACGAAGACCACGGUGUCGCCCUACAUCCCGGACGGGGUCAGUGAUGGCCAGUGGCACUCCGUCCAGCUUCAUUACUACAACAAGGAAGGGGGGAGUCUGAUGGACUCCAGUGGGGCUCUGCGCCUCCCGCUCUAUACCACCUGGCUGGAGCUCAAUCAGAAGGAGCCUAACAUCGGGCGGCUAGGGAUCCCUCACGGACCCUCCAGUGAGAAGGUGGCCAUGGUCGCCGUGGACGACUGCGACAUCUCCAUGGCGAUCCGCUUCGGGAAGCAGAUUGGCAACUACUCCUGCGCUGCGCAGGGCACCCAGACCGGACAGAAGAAGUCCCUUGACUUGACAGGGCCGUUGUUGCUCGGUGGAGUUCCCAACCUGCCCGAAGACUUCCCGGUCAGGAACCGAGACUUCGUGGGCUGCAUGAGGAACUUGAGCAUCGACAGCAGACCCAUCGACAUGGCCAGCUACAUCGCUAACAACGGCACCACAGAAGGUUGCCCUGCAAAGAAAAACUUUUGCACCAGUGAUGUGUGCCAGAACGGAGGGGUGUGCGUCAACAAGUGGAACACCUACAGCUGCGACUGUCCGACCAAAUACGGUGGCAAACACUGUGAGCAAGUGAUACCAUCUACUCACUUCUUCGACGGCCAGGCGCUUGUGUCCUGGAGCGAGCCCGACAUCACCGUCGCUGUUCCCUGGUACAUAGGCCUCAUGUUCCGCACCAGGCAGCCUGCCGGCACUCUGAUGCAGGCCAAUGCCGGAUCCUCCUCCACCAUCAACCUCAUGGUCAUUCAACAACAGGUCCGUAUGGAAGUGUUGCUGAGGCAGCAGUUGAUGGCGUCGCUGAGCUUCCCCCAAGUUCGUGUCAAUGAUGGAGAGUGGCAUCACUUGCUGGUGGAGCUGAGAAGCGUAAAGGAUGGAAAGGACAUCAAAUACAUGGCCUCUGUGUCCCUGGACUAUGGCAUGUACCAGAAGUCGAUAGAGAUUGGUAAUAACCUCCCAGGUCUGAAGGUGAGGACUCUUCAUGUUGGAGGUUUGCCUGGAGAUGGAAACCAAGUCAGCAGAGGAUUCGUUGGCUGCAUACAGGGCGUGCAUAUGGGCGAGACAUCCACCAACCUGGCCAACGUCAACAUGGAUCAGGGCCUGAAGAUCCGCGUGGAAAGCGGCUGCAACCUGGCCAACCCGUGCAACUCCAAAACCUGCCCCGAGAACAGCCACUGCAGCAACGACUGGAGCGCACACACCUGUGUCUGCAAACCAGGUUUCUUUGGUAAGCAGUGUGUGGACGCUUGUCAGCUCAACCCGUGUGAGCACGUUUCCACAUGUGUCCGCAAACCGAGCUCCUCCCAUGGCUACACCUGCGAAUGUGGACAAAAUUACUACGGCCAGUACUGUGAAAACAAAGUGGAGAAGCCGUGUCCUCAAGGCUGGUGGGGCAGUCCCGUGUGUGGACCCUGUAACUGUGAUACAAGCAGGGGAUUUCAUAAAGACUGCAACAAGACCACCGGAGAGUGCCGCUGCAAGGACAACCACUAUCGUCCAGAGGGUGAGGACACCUGCUACCCCUGCGAGUGUUUCUCCGUCGGCUCUGACUCUCGGACCUGCGAUCCCGUCACUGGGCAGUGCCCCUGCAAAGGGGGAGUCAUUGGGCGUCAGUGCAAUCGCUGCGAUAACCCCUUCGCUGAAGUCACUCCCCUGGGAUGCGAGGUGGUGUACGAUGUCUGUCCCAAGGCAUUUGACGCAGGCAUCUGGUGGCCAAAGACCAAAUUUGGACGCCCUGCCGCCAUGAACUGUCCCAAGGGAUCCAUCGGUACGGCAAUCCGCCACUGUAGUGACGAGAAGGGCUGGUUGUCGCCUGAGCUCUUCAACUGCACCACCGUCACCUUCUCACAUCUGAAGAAAAUGAACGAGGAAUUGCGUCGCAACAGUUCGCGGAUGGACAGCGAGCGCUCCAAGGCCAUCGUGCGCAUGCUCCAGGGCGCCACCAGCAACACGCAGAACUACUACGGCAACGACGUGAAGACGGCCGCCCAGCUGCUGAACCACGUGCUGCAGUACGAGAGCCAGCAGACGGGGUUCGACCUCACUGCCAUGAAGGACGCAGAUUUCAAUGAGAACUUGGUGAGAGCAGGAAGCGCCAUACUGGAUCCUGACACCAAGGACCACUGGGACCAAAUCCAGAGGACAGAAGGCGGCACGGCGCAUCUGCUGCGCAACUUUGAGGACUACGCCAACACGCUGGCUCAGAACGUCAGGAAGACCUACCUGAAGCCCUUCACCAUCGUCACCGAAAACAUGAUCUUAACUGUGGACUACUUGGACAUGUCGGACCCAGAGAAGGCAACGUUCCCUCGGUUCAAGGACAUCCAGGAGACCUACCCGAAAGAGUUGGGCUCUUCUGUCCACUUCCCACAGUUUAACUUGCGCCCUCAGAGCCCAAAAGGAGAACCCACUCCUGCCCCUCCAUCGCCGACCGACCGCCCCGCGGAGGAGGAGGAGGAGCACACGGUGCCUGACAGGAGACGCCGCCACCUCGAGCCCGCUGCCCCUCUGCCAGUCGCCGUGGUGAUAGUGUACAAGUCGCUGGGAAGGCUCCUUCCGGAAAGAUACGACCCCGACCGCAGGAGUCUGAGGCUUCCUAACCGUCCAGUCAUCAACACAGCCGUAGUGAGCGCCACCGUCCACAGUGAGGGUCCCCCUCUUCCUCCCGUCCUGGACCCUCCCAUCACCUUGGAGUACACCAUGCUGGAGACGGAGGAGCGAACCAAGCCUGUCUGUGUGUUCUGGGACCACUCCAUCACAAUUGGCGGCACUGGCGGCUGGUCCUCUAAAGGCUGCGAGGUCCUCAACAGAAACAACAGCCACAUCAGCUGUCAGUGUAACCACAUGACCAGCUUCGCCGUGCUGAUGGACAUUUCCAAGAGAGAGCACGGUGACGUCCUCCCGCUGAAGAUCGUCACGUACACGACGGUGUCGGUCUCCCUGUUCCUCCUCCUCGUCACCUUCAUCCUGUUGUGCCUCUUGCAUCGGCUCCGCUCCAACCUCCUCGCCAUCCACAGGAACCUGGUGGCAGCGCUCUUCUUCUCCGAGCUGGUCUUCCUGCUUGGCAUCAAUCAGACCGACAACGUGUUUGUGUGCACGGUGAUUGCCAUCCUCCUCCACUACUUCUACAUGUGCACCUUCGCCUGGAUGUUCGUGGAGGGCCUGCACAUCUACCGCAUGCUGACGGAGAUGCGAAACAUCAACCACAGCCACAUGAGGUUCUACUACGCCAUGGGCUGGGGCAUACCGGCUAUCAUUACCGGUUUGGCAGUAGGCCUUGAUCCUCAAGGUUACGGAAACCCAGACUUCUGCUGGCUCUCCGUCCACGACACACUCAUCUGGAGCUUCGCCGGACCCAUCUUUGUAGUCGUCCUGGUCAACAUAGUGAUCUUCAUUCUUGCUGCGAAGGCUUCUUGUGGUCGCAGGCAGAAGGCUGUAGAGAAGUCAGGAGCUGUUCCUGCGCUACGUAUGGCCUUCCUUCUCCUGCUGCUCAUCAGCGCCACCUGGCUCCUCGGCCUACUGGCGGUCAACAGCAACGUGAUGACUUUCCACUACCUGUUUGCUGUCUUCAGCUGUCUGCAGGGAGUCUUCAUUUUCUUCUUCCACAUCGUCUUCAACAAAGAGGUGAGGAAGAAUCUCAAGAACGUCUUCUCAGGAAAGAAGAACAUACAAGACGAGUCGAGCACCACGAGAGCCUCUUUGCUCACACGCUCUCUCAACUGCAACAACACGUACACAGAGGAGGGUCCGCUGUACCGCUCGGGCAUCGGCGAGUCCACCGUGUCCCUGGACAGUACGCUCAGGUCAGCCAAGAGCCGCAGCAGCUACCUGGCUUACACACUCAGGGAGGAGUCCGGUCAGAAGCCCAGUGUCUCUUCAGGGACAGCUAAAGGACACACAGAUCUGGACGGACCCCUGUUCCACCGCAAUGGCACCAAAGGAGACGACUCUGACUCUGACAGCGAGCUAUCGGUGGAUGAACACAGCUCCUCCUACGCCUCCUCCCACUCCUCAGACAGCGAGGACGACGACAUUGAUGUCAAGCCAAAGUGGAACAACGAGAGGCCCCUUCACAGCACCCCUAAAGGUGAUUCAGUAUCCAAUCACGUGAAGCCUUACUGGCCGACAGACCCCACCACGGCCAGCGACAGCGAGGACCCGGGCGGCGCAGAGAGGCUCAGGGUGGAGACCAAGGUGAACGUGGAGCUGCACUCGGAGAAUAAACUCAACCACAUUGGUGAACGAGAGAAGGAGGCUCCACAGGAGAGAGACCGACAGAUGCCUGGUAAUGCUAGAGAGACCGCACCUGGCAGUCAACCCAACAGCAACCACCAACCCGAGCAGAGAAAAGGUAUCUUAAAGAACAAGAUCAGCUACCCUCCUCCACUUAACGACAAGAACAUGAAGAACCGCCUGAGGGAGAAGCUGAGCGACUACAACUCCCCCACUAUCACUUCCCCUCCACCCAACAACAACAACACAUCCUCUCCGCCUCCCCCCUCCGUCAACAUCAUGACCCCAUCUUCCCGACAUUCUUCGGUGGCCUCCAACGACGGAGGCCACAACGGCACCCACGACGGCAGCGCCAUCAUCAAGCCGCCCGUUGCCCCGCGACCCCAGAUUGUUCCCGGAAAUUCGGCACCGAGCAUCUACCGGGAGACCAACGGGGGAGUGGCCAUGCACUUGAAGUCAGGGACGGUCAAUGGAGGCAACGAAUCUGACUCAGAUGGCAGUAACGAGACUUCGAUCUGACCUAUUAGGAAAACCCAGACCAGCUUGCCCCUGUGAGAGGAGGAGCCCAAGACCACGCCGGGGGGAGGAGGAAAGAAGGAGAUUAAGAGCAGAGGAAUAAAAUGGUCGAAAGUUGAAGAUGGAGGCGGGCGCUGAAGAUUAGGCGAGGAGAACCACGCCUGAUCUGUCCUCUCACGUUUCCUCUCUCUGGAGAGCAGUAUUAAUUGCAGACGUUAGGACUGCCUGGAAAUAAGCGUAAGAGAUAAUAGAAAGACAUGAGAAGCUAUAAAGGGAAUGCUGUGUUGGACUGCGACAUGAAAUGAUGCAGUGGAGCCAUGUGUGCCAAAACCACUACAGGAAAAAAAGAGGCAGAAGAUGAAGAAUGCCCCCAGAAUGCAUCGCAAGCCUUACAAUGACGCUCCUCGCUGGUGGUUCUGAAUCCUGUUGGGGUUCAUGACGUCGUGUUUCAUGUAGGAAAGCCUGGGCAGCUUCUCUUUCACAGAGCAUGGACUUAAGCUCUUAAGUUAAGUCCAACAGGAUUUCAAGGACAACCUGUCCUCAGUGACUUUUGAACACUUCAUUAAAACUGGACACCAAUCGCUCUUCUCGUCUUGGUUUAUUAACUUUAAAGGAAGGCUUUCUACGGCCUCUCAGUGCAGUGUAUUUAGAGUGUAAUUAACAUGUAGAUAAUUCUAAAGGCAAAGAAGAAGAAAGAAUGAUAUAUUUUGUAUUUCAGCUGUAGCAAGUUUCUAAACUAAAAAUAAUAUGCCUGCCUGGGAACACAGUUGGGAAAGUAGCUCCACGUGCUGGUUAACAGAGAUCACUAUUCUACGUGCCUCGUCCCAGACCGAGGCCUUACACGCUAAAAACACACUCUGGCAGUAAAUUAAAAAUAAGAAAGCUGCACGUGAGUUCUCAUAGAACAGUACGGCCUUAAUGAACAUUGAUUAGGUGGAACAGAGGAGGGAUUUCUCUGUUCCUCUGUUGGAGCACUAUGAACUAGAAGCCUUCGUUUCCAGUGUCCGUCCUGCCCGUGUGUCCAACGCAUCGCCCUCCUGGUAACCAAAGUCAUCACACAAAGUAAAUCAGCAGUGUGGUCAGUUCAGCUGAAAGCUGUUAUAUUCCAAUUUCUUUGAGUCAAAAGAAGAAGUCAAAUUGACACCAACGUAUUUACAGCUAAGACAACUUUACAAUGUACAGUUUACCAGUUUACCACCUGAAUGCCUUUACACACUGCGCACCCCCAGUGUUUUGCCCUCAUGUAAUCAAUACUGUUCAUAAAUGUCCUUGUUUUUUUUUUUCUUUUUUGUAUGAUCCGAAACACUGGAACUGUUUUGUAACAUAAUGUAUAUUUAUUUUUUAUGGUUUUGAGACACUGGAAAGAAUAAAUGAUUGUGACUGUAAAAUAAUAAAAAAAAAGAUGAAUUUUUAA
This is a messenger RNA of Mugil cephalus (flathead mullet), 10934 nucleotides long. It is a transcript of the gene celsr1a, whose product is annotated as cadherin EGF LAG seven-pass G-type receptor 1a. Lineage: Eukaryota; Metazoa; Chordata; Actinopteri; Mugiliformes; Mugilidae. Gene Ontology annotation, cellular component: plasma membrane. The record is from RefSeq and is a predicted model, not a curated record. Gene Ontology annotation, molecular function: calcium ion binding; G protein-coupled receptor activity. The transcript is spliced from 37 exons. Bases 185 to 9523 code for a protein of 3112 amino acids. Gene Ontology annotation, biological process: homophilic cell-cell adhesion; G protein-coupled receptor signaling pathway; cell surface receptor signaling pathway.